Messenger RNA from Asterias rubens (European starfish), 3193 nucleotides. RefSeq lists its product as uncharacterized. The transcript is spliced from 4 exons. Lineage: Eukaryota; Metazoa; Echinodermata; Asteroidea; Forcipulatida; Asteriidae. The coding region runs from base 124 to 1407 and encodes 427 amino acids. The record is from RefSeq and is a predicted model, not a curated record.
GCAUCUAUCUGUCAUCAAUGCAAAUUUCAUGUGAAUGAAUCAUUUUGGGGUCAUUCGAUCGUGAAUUUUUGGCAACUAGUCUUGACACAUUGCUCACAAAAAACACCCAAAUACCAGAAAAACAUGGCGUUUACUGUAAUAGAGACCCAGCCAAAACGGAGCACUGCUCCCAUAGAUCACGGGGGAAGGUCCAUGGAGGAAAUUAGUGACGACUAUUUCUCGAAAAUCAACCCGAUCGGGAGAAAAAUAAUCUCCGAAAAGCGGAAGUGCAUGGAGUCUCAUCGAAGGGACUGGGACCGUCUGACUCAAAAGGAAAGAGACUCGUUUUUAGAUGAGUGGUUCAUUGAUCCAACAAUUCAACUGAGGUAUGAGCUCAAGUUGGGAAAGAAAACCAACGCUGUAUCUGCCAGUUUUCCCCGAUUGAAAGUUGAGGGCGGGGGAAAGGUUGUCCACUACUCCACAGAUCAUGAGGACAGUUCAAAUAAAGAGACAGUAUCAUGGAAAGAUGAGUUUUCUGGUCCGUUUUCUUGGGAGACAAAGUGCCAGCACGAGUUGACCAUCAUGACCCCCGAGACAAUUCCAGCGACUGCAACCACAGUGCCAUCACCUUCCAUCUCCCACGACCUCAUCAAAGUCUCGGACCCAGCCGAUGAGACGGAUGCUGAGUGGUUCGCCAAGGCCCACAAGGACAAAGGCAAGCUGUCGGUCAUGCUGAUGCGUGACGUCAGCAACCGUAACAGUCUGGGUAAUAACCUCCUGGCGUCAAGCUCCGAAAGACUAGUCUUUGAUCAGGCUGUCAAUGAGGCCAAUAACAGUAAGCAGUCAAAACCCAGAAAGGAGAACAUCGCCGCCGUCACCAACAGCAGCUCUAGCAACGGCGAAAAAAAAUCAAGUCAAGGAUCCCUGGAGAAGAGGAAAAAAUCCCCCAAGAGGGAGCGCUCCGAUAAACCAAAAUCAACGCCGCCCGUGACGGCCAAGAAGAACAGCGGAUCAAAAGGUUCUACAAACAGCGGCAGCAAAGCCAAGGAGAAGGUCAGCAUACCGUCGUCGCCGAGAAGGGAGAAACCCUCCAAGAACAUCGAGAUUGGAUCCCCAAGGAGGGAGAAGGCUUCCAAGAACAGCGAGGUUGGAUCUCCGAAACGGGAGAAAGCCUCGAAGAGCAUCGAGAUGGGAUCUCCGAGGAGGGACAGCGGGUCCAAGAGGCAGCAGGCCGGGAAGAAACAGCUCCUGCCGGCGGCUCUUUUGGCCGAGAUGAAGCAAGAACUUAAGGUUCAAGAUAACAUGAACUUUGAUGCGGGGAGCAAGAGGUCGCCGCCCAAAGAGGCAGGACAGGGUGAUCAUAAGACUGAAGAAGGCGAACCAGGAAUGGAGGAAGCGGCAAGUUAUGAAUUUCUCUUUGAUUGGUGAAAAAACAAAACAUGCAUUGGUUGUAUGAUCAUUGUAGGUUAAAGUUGUGGGUAAGUGACUUGUGUGCUGUAACAGUAUGUAAUGGGAGUCAACUGCUGUUUUAUGUGUCAUUGAAAUGUGAAAGCUGUCAAAGGAUGUACAUGUACAUGUAUGUUUACAUAAACGUGUCCAGCGAGGGAUACAUAAAUGCAAAAGUAUUUAUUAGGUUGCAAUGCAAUUUAUCCAAAGAGUAUUACAUGUGAGCUGAAUACAUAUGAGACAGUGAUUUAUUAGGUUGCGAUGCAAUUUACCCAAAGUGUCAUGCCGGAGUCUUAGUGUGUUAAUGAAGGGAUUGACACAGACAGAAGGGGGAAAAACAGAACCUAAGUGCUAUUUAGUGUCAUACAAACAAAAAAUGUCCAAAGGUAAAACAUUUUGUCCGGUAAACUGUUUAUUCAACCUGCCAGGGUUCUGAUUAUGAAGAACAGGCUUGAAAUUGGGACCAACACGUAAACACAAGUUGUAAUGUACUGUUUUUUCGCCUGUUUGGGAUGAGGAAUUCUUUUAAUUAAGAACACUAAAAAUUACCAAAAUGGUAUCUGAAUUAAACAUCCACUGAGAAGUUUGCUUUGACAUUGUGUCGUACGCUUUAAAUUAAUUUGAAAAAUAUCAAAAAUCUGUAAACUACAUUAAAAAAUUGUGGUGAAAACUAGGUCAAAGUACAAUUUUUCUGGAGAGAAGCGACUUUUACAUGUACCUGAAAAAAGCUCAUCAGAAAAUAAUUGAUGAUGACUGGAACAGAUGGGUUGAAACAUUUAUGAAAUUGAGCCAUUGUGCUCUUUAUCACUGCAAAUUGCUUUCAAGAUCCUAAGUUUCUCUGAUCCAAGGUGCGUAUUAGGUGUGCAGUAUUUAGUAAUAUAUGGAGGGAGUGUUGUCUUGAAAUAGAUACGGUAACACUCACAGAAUGCUGCACUUCAAUAACAAUAAUAAUCUGCUGCUGAAAUAAUUAUGUAUUCGUUUAAACCUUUGAAUAUUCAUUUAACUCAUUUAUUUACUUUAUUGAACCUUCGCAUAAGCUCCUUUGAUGUGAAUCAGAUGGUGUUUUAAUUAUAACCUUUUUAUUUUAUUUUAUUUAAAUCUGCAUUACAUUAUCACAAUAUCUCGCUCGAAUUAGUUUUAGUCUCAUUUUUGUCUUCAUAUUUUCAAUUGAGAUAAAGCUAUUUUAUUUUUCUUCAGCCAUUACAAAUGAUAAGACAUUCUAACUAGGUAUCAAACACUUUUCUGCUAUUUGCCUCCAAAAACAAAGGGCAAGAAGCUCAUCCGUUUGUGUCUUAGAUUUGUCAAAGACAAUCCCAGCAUAUCCUUUGAAAAUGGACUAACUACAUGCUCAUACAAAUAAUAGUUUAGAUUUAUUUCAUUGACAAUCUUGUGUCUUGUCUUACUUUUUACUUGUACAGCUUUGUAUAACAUGUUUUUAUACAAUUAGCUUAAUGUAUAUUUAUUUUGUAUUACAUUUAAUUCAGUUUUUAUCUUCUGGAUUGUCAUUUGAAAAACAUGAUUUUAAAGUGCGAGUUUUUCAUUUAGGCCUUAUUACGUGGUGUACCAGACUUGAUGGCACUUUGCCACAUCAUAGUCUUCACAAAAUUAGAGGCAGGUUCGGAAGUAAAAGAAAUUUGAAUAAUUUAUGUGGUAAAAUUUGCCAUCAGGAAAUGAAACUAAGAGAAAGUACAUUUAAACAUGUAUUGUAAUAAAUGAAUGUACAAUGUGCUUGCAGAAUAAAUCAUUGAACAAAAUGUAUGGCUACAUG